CCUGUCCACCAGAAGGGUCCCGGUCUUCAUCUGACCCCAGUGCCGAGCGAUUGCAGCCCUCGCCAGGUUGCUCUGAGAAAUGGCGGGAUACAAAGAUGGCUCGCCUAAGUUCGAAGAUGGUGCGCCGUGGAGCAAGAGUUCCAUGCCAGAGAAGGUCAUCGAGAAGAACAUCGUCCUUUUUGCUGCUUCCAGAGCAGCUACGCCUGAGACAAUUGCUGGCAGGAUCCACGAUGGUGUGAUGAAAAUGCUGAAAGGUGCCGGCUUCGAUGCGAAGCGGCCAGAUCGACUGGAUGUGGCCAUGUGCAAAGAGCUUCCCAUCAAGCUGGUUUAUCUACCCGCAGCGGACAUUCCAAGCUACGUGAUGGAAGGCAACGUGGAUGUCGGUAUUUGUGGAAGCGAUAUGCUGGAGGAGGCAAUGACAGAAUCCGGGUAUGCGAAUGAUGAGGCACCCAUUGAGGUUAUGCUGAAGCUUGGCAUUGGCAAGUGCAAGCUUUGCUUGCAGGCGCCGGCUCAGUUUUGUGACAGGCCUGCCAAAGACUUUGUGGGCAAGCGCAUUGUCACCUCGUUUCCAGCAUUGACAAAGCGCUUCUUCGAUGAGCUCGCUGGGCAGGAUAGCCAUGAUACUCACAUCAAGGAAGUGUCAGGCUCAGUGGAGGCGGCGUGCGGCCUCGGGCUGGCAGAUGCAGUGGUCGACCUGGUUGAAACGGGAACAACCAUGAAGGCUGCAGGUCUCGAUAUUGUGGCAGAUGUCUUAGAGACAGAGGUUCUACUUUUUCAGCAAAGACCAUCAGAGGCCAAUGGUCUGGAGAGCGGCAGCAAGGCUGAGACCCUGAAACUCAUCGAGAGAAGAAUAGCAGGCUACCUGACGGCCACAAAGUAUGUGAUGAUCAUUUGCAAUUGCCACCAUGAUGACUUGGCAGCUGUCUGCGCCCUGAUGCCCGGCAAGAGGUCUCCCACCGUCACUGAGCUGAAAGAGGAGCAGUGGCACUCCGUGUCUUCUUUGGUUAGGAUUGACGAAUCGAAUCGCAUCAUGGACGAGCUUGCGAAGGCUGGUGCAACCGAUGUCUUAUGCCUCGCUCUGAGCAACACGCGCAUGUGAGCUGUCCAGGGUAGCGAUCCUGGAGGGCUCUAGACCGAAGCGGAGCUUCGUCUCUUAUGGCGCGGAAGGGCUGUGAAAGACUUGCAGCGGACUUCGGGCGCACCAUUUUCCGUUGGCACUUGGAUGGGGAAAGUGUUGA
Messenger RNA from Effrenium voratum, 1238 nucleotides. Lineage: Eukaryota; Dinophyceae; Suessiales; Symbiodiniaceae. The record is from the annotation of a GenBank genome assembly.